Messenger RNA from Menidia menidia (Atlantic silverside), 1911 nucleotides. The record is from the annotation of a GenBank genome assembly. Lineage: Eukaryota; Metazoa; Chordata; Actinopteri; Atheriniformes; Atherinopsidae.
CUGCAGCACAUUCAUCAUAGUACAGCUAUCGUUUCAUUUUCUUUCUAUUACAGUGGUGCUGGUCAAGAGGUUGGAAGAUCAUGCAUUAUCCUGGAGUUCAAAGGGAGGAAAAUAAUGCUGGACUGUGGCAUUCACCCUGGCUUGGAGGGAAUGGACGCACUCCCCUACAUAGACUUGAUCGACCCAGCAGAAAUAGACCUCCUGCUCAUCAGCCACUUCCACUUGGAUCACUGUGGAGCUCUGCCCUGGUUCCUCCAGAAGACCAGCUUCAAAGGGAGGACUUUCAUGACUCACGCCAGUAAAGCCAUCUAUCGCUGGUUGCUAUCAGACUACGUCAAAGUCAGCAACAUCUCUGCGGAUGACAUGCUCUACACUGAGACUGAUCUGGAGGAGAGCAUGGAUAAGAUCGAAACGAUCAACUUCCACGAGGUCAAGGAGGUGGCUGGAAUCAAGUUCUGGUGCUACCACGCUGGCCACGUGCUGGGAGCAGCCAUGUUCAUGAUCGAAAUAGCUGGAGUCAAACUGCUGUACACCGGAGACUUCUCCAGACAAGAAGACAGGCAUCUGAUGGCAGCUGAGAUCCCAAGUGUCAAACCUGACAUCCUCAUCAUAGAGUCCACCUACGGCACUCACAUCCAUGAAAAGAGGGAAGAGCGUGAGGCCCGCUUUUGUAACACCGUCCAUGACAUCGUCAACAGGGAGGGUCGCUGUCUAAUCCCAGUCUUCGCCUUGGGACGCGCCCAGGAAUUGUUGCUUAUCUUGGAUGAAUACUGGCAGAACCACCCAGAACUGCACGACAUCCCCAUCUAUUACGCCUCAUCCCUGGCCAAGAAGUGCAUGGCUGUGUACCAGACCUACAGCGGACUGUCCAGGGAGCUCUUUGAGAGCUGGUGCACCGAUAAGAGGAACGGCGUCAUCAUCGCCGGAUACUGCGUGGAGGGUACGCUGGCUAAGCACAUCAUGUCAGAGCCGGAGGAGAUCACCACCAUGUCGGGUCAGAAACUGCAGCUGAAGAUGUCGGUGGACUACAUCUCCUUCUCCGCUCACACCGACUACCAGCAGACCAGCGAGUUCAUCAGGGCUCUGAAGCCCCCGCACGUGAUCCUGGUCCACGGGGAGCAGAACGAGAUGGCCCGCCUGAAGGCUGCUCUGAUCAGGGAGUACGAGGACAACGACCAGGUUCACAUCGAGGUCCACAACCCUCGCAACACGGAGGCCGUCACUCUGAACUUCAGAGGAGAGAAGCUGGCCAAGGUGAUGGGUUCUCUGGCUGAUAAGAAGUGUGUUCAGGGUCAGAGGGUGUCCGGGAUACUCGUCAAGAAGAACUUCAGCUACCACAUCCUCAAUCCAUCCGACCUAUCAACGUACACAGAGCUGGCCAUGAGCACCGUGAAACAGACCCAGGCCAUCCCCUUCACUGGGCCCUACUCCCUGCUGGUCUGCCACCUGAGGAACCUCACCGGGGACGUCGAGGAGCUGGACGGAACAGAGAAGAACACUUUGAGGGUCUUUAAAAACGUCACCCUGAUCCAGGAGGCCGGCAUGGUGCUGCUGGAGUGGGUUACCAACCCGCUGAACGACAUGUACGCCGACGCCGUCACCACCGUGGUCCUGGAAGUCCAGUCAAACCCAAAAGCUCAGAAAGUCAUGGAGACUCAGAGUGCCGUUAUGGACAUGGAUGUCUUCCAAAGCCGAAUUGAGGUCAUGUUGCAGGACAUGUUUGGAGUGGAGUGCGUGGACUUCAGUGACAGUAAAACCAUCUCCGUGACCGUCGACGGCAAAACGGUUCACAUUUGUCUGGAAACACGGUCGGUGUGCUACGAGGACGAAAGCACAGACGACGACUCCCUGAGAGAGAUGGUGGAGCUGGCCGUGCAGCGACUCUACGACGCCCUCAACCCAGUUAUCUGA